AUGAUAAUAUUACUGAUAUGGGUGGCAGUAUUGAUUGCUGUGGUGGUGCUAUAUCUACGUCAGCUCUACUCCACAUUCAGCAGACAUGGCAUAAAGCACUUCAAGCCUGUCCCACUGCUGGGCAAUAUGAGCAAAGUUCUGUUCCGAAGACAACACUUGGCGAAUAAUAUUGUUGAAUUAUACAAUGCCUUCCCUGAAGAGAAAUUUGAAUUCCUGAACGAGGCCGUGCUGCUCAGAGACUUGGAGCUGGUAAAAAAAGUUUGUGUUAAAGACUUCGAGUACUUCGUCGAUCAUCGCAGCUUUGGAAUCGAUUCGUUUUUUGCAAGAACUUUGUUUUUAUUGAGAGGCCAAGAAUGGAAAGACAUGCGCUCUACGUUGAGUCCAGCUUUCACGAGCUCCAAGAUACGGCUGAUGGUGCCUUUCAUGGUGGAGGUCGGAGACCAAAUGAUCGAUUCACUCAAAAAGAGGAUUGAGGAUUCAAAAGGUGGCUACAUAGAUAUUGACUGCAAGGACCUCACGACCCGGUACGCUAACGAUGUAAUAGCCUCGUGUGCUUUUGGCCUGAAAGUGGACUCACAGACUGAACAGAACAAUCAGUUUUACGAGAUGGGCAAGACAGUAACAAAUUUCAAUUCGUUUCAAUUGAUAAAGUUCUUCUUGAUGAUGAAUAUUCCGAAAAUUGCUAAGAUAUUUAAAUGGGAUAUAGUCUCAGAUUCAGUCAAAAACUUUUUCAAAAAUUUAGUGUUGGACACUAUGAAGGAACGAGAAAUGAACAACAUUGUAAGACCUGAUAUGAUUCAUUUGCUUAAAGAAGCUAAAAAAGUAAGUACUACUUAUUUAUACUUUGCAGAGUGGAGCGACAACGACCUUGUUGCUCAAGCAUUCCUGUUCUUUGUGGCUGGUUUUGAGACCAUUUCGUCAAGUGUGUGUUUCUUAUUACACGAAUUGGCUGUAAACCCUGACGUACAGGAGCGCUUAGCACAAGAGAUUAGGGAAUAUGAUGCUAAGAACGGUGGCAAGUUUGAUUUUAACUCUAUACAGAGCAUGAAGUAUAUGGAUAACGUUGUCUCUGAAUUAUUGCGACGAUGGCCUGUAGCUGCAGUUACUGACAGAAUUUGUGAAAAGGAUUACAAUAUGGGUAAACCAAACGCCACUGCUGAGAAGGAUUUCAUUGUGCGUAAAGGUGCAGGGAUAAUGGUUUCAGCCUUUACUUUUCACCACGACCCUCAGUACUUCCCGGAGCCAGAAAAGUUCGACCCUGACCGUUUCGCUGAAGAAAAUAAACACAAGAUCAAUCCGAAUGCAUACAUGCCUUUUGGUGUUGGUCCUAGGAAUUGUAUAGGGUCAAGAUUUGCUCUCUGUGAGAUAAAAGUGAUCACCUACCAGAUUCUGAGGCACAUGGAGCUGUCACCAUGUGAGAAGACCUGCAUUCCUGCGAAGCUUGCCACUGACAAUAUGAAUUUACGGUUACAUGGAGGACACUGGCUCAGAUUUCGACUGAGGAAAUAA
This is a messenger RNA of Spodoptera littoralis (African cotton leafworm), 1509 nucleotides long. Lineage: Eukaryota; Metazoa; Arthropoda; Insecta; Lepidoptera; Noctuidae. The record is from the annotation of a GenBank genome assembly.